Notothenia coriiceps (black rockcod) is the source of this 2606-nucleotide messenger RNA. It is a transcript of the gene ppef2a, whose product is annotated as protein phosphatase with EF-hand domain 2a. The transcript is spliced from 16 exons. Gene Ontology annotation, biological process: detection of stimulus involved in sensory perception; negative regulation of MAPK cascade. Gene Ontology annotation, molecular function: iron ion binding; calcium ion binding; phosphoprotein phosphatase activity. The coding region runs from base 4 to 2190 and encodes 728 amino acids. The record is from RefSeq and is a predicted model, not a curated record. Lineage: Eukaryota; Metazoa; Chordata; Actinopteri; Perciformes; Nototheniidae.
GAGAUGUUCAGAUAUUUCACACAAGCUAAACACAUUUUUGUUGUGGAGGGAAUUUCCAGUUGUUGUGCUAUUAAAUCUGCCGUCCUGAUUCAGCGAUGGUACCGUCAGUUUGUCGCCCGCAAAGAGAUGAGGCGGAGAUACACCUGGCACAUCUUCCAGUCCAUCGAAUACUCUGGAGAACAGGCUCAGAUAAAGCUUUAUAACUUCCUCGGCUACCUGAUGGACAAUUUCACACCUGCAAGCAAUGAGCGGAAUUUGAUCUCGCACAUCUUCAGAGACAAUGAGGUCUGUCGGGAUGCAGAGUGGGAGAGGUACUUCUGCUACAAGAACAUCGAGGUGCCAGGUCUUUACUCAGGACCCCACCUCACCUUCCCUCUGACGGUGGAGCAGGCGGUGGGGCUGGUGGAGGCCUUCAGGAACAAGAAGCAGCUGCACUCGCGCUACGUCCUCGAGCUACUGCUUGAAACGUGGAAACAGCUUCGGCUAUUGCCAAAUAUCAACCGUAUCUCCACCUGCCACAGCAAAGAAAUCACUAUUUGUGGAGAUUUGCAUGGACAACUGGAAGACCUGCUGCUGAUUUUCUACAAGAACGACAUGCCGUCCUUGGAGAAGCCGUAUCUGUUUAACGGAGACUUUGUAGACCGCGGCAAAGACUCCAUAGAGAUCCUCAUCAUCCUGUUUUCAUUCCUGCUCGUCUAUCCAAGUGAAGUGUACCUCAACAGAGGAAACCACGAGGACCACAUAGUCAACCUGAGGUACGGCUUCACAAAGGAGGUGUUGUCUAAAUACAGGAUGCACGGCAAACGGAUCCUGAAGCUGCUGCAAAAGAUUUUCAGCUGGUUGCCGUUAGCGACUGUAAUAGACCAGAAGGUGCUGGUUAUCCACGGAGGGAUCUCCAACACCACCGACCUCAGCGUCCUCGCCAGAGUGGACAGACACAAUUACAACUCGGCGCUGAGGCCUCCGAAGAAGAGACACCAGAGCGUAGCGGGGAUGUCGAUCGACUCGGACGAGGAGGCGGGGUCCACCAACAAGGUGUUGCAGCGCAGACCCUCCCUCACGUUUCCCAGAACUCUGACCAAAGACUGCUUCCAGAACCGCUCGCUCCAGGACUUCUCAGACCGGCUCAGAGCGAACACGGUGGAGGACGUGGAGAUCCACAAGAGGCUCCCGGGCCCCUUAGGACCAGAAAAUGACACGUCUCAGUCCUGCGAGUCUAUAAGCAGCGAAGACGAGUGGAAACAGAUCCUGGACUUGCUGUGGAGCGACCCCAUGGCUCAGGACGGCUGCGUGCCCAACGAGGUGCGGGGCGGGGGCUGCUACUGGGGCCCCGACGUCACUGAAGACUUCCUGAACAGACACAACCUGCAGCUCAUCAUCCGCUCGCACGAGUGCAAACAGGAAGGUUACGAGUUCUGCCACAACCGUAAGGUCCUCACACUGUUCUCCGCUUCAAACUACUACGAUGUGGGAAGUAACAGGGGGGCCUACGUGAAGUUAGGUCCAGACCUUGUGCCUUAUUUAGUUCAGUACCAGGCCAGCAGCAUGAUCAGAGAGCUCAGCGUGAGACAAAGUGCGGGGCGGAGCGAGCGUUCAGCCAACAAAGUCCUGCGGGAGCAGCUGUUUGCACAUAAAUCUGACCUGAUCUGUGCCUUCAAAAAGUUGGACAGUGAAAACAAAGGUCGUGUCAGUCUGGCCGACUGGGCGUCUGCGGUGGAGAGUGUGAUGCGCCUCGGCCUGCCCUGGAGGAUAAUGCGUUCUCAGCUGGUCACCGGUCGUUCUGCCGACAGCUCCAUCGACUACUACGAGUGGUUCAACGAGCUCGCCAUUAAAGGAGCCAACGCGGACCAUAUUGACCAGAGUCUGCUUGAGACUUUGUAUCGCCACCGCUCCACCUUGGAGACCAUCUUCAGAAUCGUAGACACGGACAACUCGGGCUUCAUCACCAUGGAGGACUUCCGGCAGACCUGGAAGCUGCUGAGCGUCUACCUGAAGAUGGAGAUCACGGAGGAAGCCAUCUCGGACCUGGCCGUCACCAUCGACAGCAACCAGGACGGCAGCAUCGACAUCGAGGAGUUCAUGGAGGCCUUCCGCCUCACGGACAAGAAGAGCCGACUGGAGCGAGGACUCAGCAUGUUCAUGGGGACAGCAACCGACCUCACCAAGCUGGAGGGAGACCCCAACAUCUGAGCAGAGGGAAACACUGAAAACUGACCUCAGCUCAGAUUCCUCACCGGGUAGCAGGGGGAGGGGAGACCGGGGAGAUAAAGCCAAGCUGCUUCUAUGACGCACAUUGAGACGUAGGAUGCUGCAGAGCAACAGCCGUUUUGAUCACAUGGGAUUAAGGCGAGGCUAGAGUUCAGGGUAUUUGACAGCAAAUGUCCACUUGACAUUUCAGUGCAGUUUUCAGAUGAAGCCAACUGUUCAUUUUAUUGAGAUAUAAUCACACAAAAAGUGUUGCAUAAACCACAAACACAGAAACAAAAGAACAUCAUAUUUAGGCUGAAUUGUUCAAAAAAUUAUAAUAUUAGAUUCUGCAUUUAUUAGCCAUAUCUGUCAUUAUUUUUAUCAAAAGACUUUUAAGAGUGAAAAGAAUACUGCAACUG